Molecule: messenger RNA, 3590 nt
Organism: Vombatus ursinus (common wombat)
Lineage: Eukaryota; Metazoa; Chordata; Mammalia; Diprotodontia; Vombatidae
Gene: ZNF286A
Product: zinc finger protein 286A
Exons: 6
Coding region: 929-3226 (765 amino acids)
Biological process (GO): regulation of transcription by RNA polymerase II
Molecular function (GO): RNA polymerase II cis-regulatory region sequence-specific DNA binding; DNA-binding transcription factor activity, RNA polymerase II-specific
Source: RefSeq, a predicted model, not a curated record
GGGCGAUGUUCCCUGUGCUCCCGGCUCGCCUGGGUAGGUCAAGGGGAGGCCGGCUGGAGCUGCGUGAUUACGGCUUGUUAGCUGCCGCAGACGAUCAGGCGGGGAGGCUGGUGCGUCCGACUGCUGUGGGCGAGAGGACCUUGAGGUUGGGAUAGGAGGGAGCCUGCUGCGGGGAAGUGGAGUGGGCGAGGGUGUCUGUGCCUGGGCCCCCCGCUGAGGUUGCCUUCAGAUCCUCAUUUCCGUCUUGGAGCUUGCAGACGUUUCGUGUUUUGAGAGGAAUCCUGGCUUCUGGAUCGGAAUAGACCCGCCAGCACCUAUCAGUAACCUACCACUGAUGUUUCCUCCUGCGUCCUUUUGACCCAAAAGUGCUGAAGCAGCUUUUUCUUAGUUUCUUCAGUGCCGUAGAAACACUUGGGUUUUAACCUUGGCUUUGCUAUUGCUUAGCCAUGUUGACUCAUGGACACAACUUUAUCUUUAACGGGGCAAUAUCAUUUUCACUAUUGAUUUCAUAGCAUCAUUGUGAGGAUCAAAUGACGUUAUGUGUAGAAAGAGCUUAGCAGCCAUAAAAUUAUUUAUAUAUAAAUUAUUAUUGUUGUUGUAUGUAUUUUUCUUAAAUUCCUGGUCAUCCUGGUUUUCACUAAAUCUUAUUGGUGACUUAUAAGCAAAUCAAUGAAUCAGAUCCUUUCAUUUGAUUAUAUAACAUAAGAGUCUGAAAAAUAUAUUGCCUGACCCUAAAUUUUCAAAAUGAGUAUGCUCAUCUUCUCGUGGAGUUAAAUGAAUUGAUUUUCCUGGAAAGUUUAGGUAUGUUCAGUGCUCCCAAAGCCUUUACUCUUUCUUAUUUUUGAAAGUAAUUUAUUUUGGCUCAGCAGUGUCUAGAAACAGGAGGAGAACAAGGACAAAUUUCUCCAAACUAGAUCUCAAUUGGAAGAUGAGUAGAUUUGGGGGAAAAACUGCAACUGUACGGUCAGGGGAAGCUAUGUCCCUUGGCCCCCCGAUUCCCCAUAUGGAGGAUGAGCUUGUCAUAGUGAACUUGGAGAAAAAGGGUUGUAGAAGGGAGCAGAACACAAGCAUUCAAGAGAGCAGCCCUCCAAAGCAGAACAUCUUCCAAAACUUUAGGCAGUUUCGUUACUGUGAAGUUUCGGGUCCUCGAGAGGCUCUGACUCGCCUACAGAAUCUCUGUUGGGAAUGGCUGAGACCAGAGAUUCACACAAAGGCACAGAUCCUGGAGCUGGUGGUGUUGGAGCAAUUCUUGACCAUUCUCCCUGAGACACUCCAAACCUGGGUUCAGAAGCAUUGUCCUGAAAGUCCACAGGAGGUGGUGACCCUAUUGGAGGAUUUGGAAAGAGAGCCAGAUGAAUCAGAUCAGGUCCCCACCAAUGCACCAAAAAGACCAGUGUCUUCAAAAGAGACAGCAGCCCAGGGAGCAAUGCAGAAAUUUGAUGUACAUCUCCAACCCAUGGAAACCCAGUUUAAGACUAUGCCCUGCCCCCUACGGGAAAAUGCCACUUGUAUUUCUGCCCUUCCUCAAGAGAAGCAGCACCCUGUAGUCCUAACAGUAACACUCUUGACCGCUGAGCCCCGGGAGUUGUUGACGUUUGAAGAUGUGGCCCUGUCUUUGACUCUGGAGGAGUGGGUACAAUUGGACCUGCAUCAGAAAGACCUCUACAGGAAUGUAAUGCUGGAGAAUUAUGAGAAUAUUGUCUCAUUGGGAUUAUCAUUUUCCAAACCUGCUGUGAUUUCCCAGUUGGAACGAGAGAAAGAACUAUGGCUUUUGGAUAUUCAGGGAGCUGAGAAUAGAGAGGUCUGGGAAAGUAGCAGCCCAGGUGGUGAGACCAAGACAGCAACCUACAAGCCAGCCUCUAAGCGAGAGAGUUCUGAAGAAUUUCAUUCAGAGAGAUUGAGAAAACCACAGAAGGAAGGUCCCCAAUUACAUACAUUUGGAGAAGUCUUUGACCAUCAAGGCAAAUUAAAAAGUGUACAGGGAAGACACCCAGGGGAGAAACUAAAGGGAGAGAAGGAAACUCUCAGAGAAGUGACUAUGAAGGAUAAAAAUAGUCUCACAGAAAAAAGAUGCCAGCAUUAUAAGGAAUAUCAGAAAAGCUUCUGUCUAAAAGUUCCUACAGGAGACAGAAAUGAUAAAGGUGAUGAACAUGGCAGCAGCUUCAGUCAGAACUUGGAUCUUAGUAAACAUAAAGAAAUUGACCCAGGAGAGCAUCCUCACAACUGGAAUGAGUGUGAGAAAAGUUUCAUUCUUUCAUUUGUUGAGCACCAACUUAUCCCCACUAGAGAAAAAACUCAUCAGCAAAGCAUUUCAGUCUCCCGUGAAAGGAAUUGCCAGAGAACUCAUACAAGUGAGGGGCUUAAUGAAUAUAAUGAAUGUGGAACAAGGCUUAGUUCUAGUUUAGUCCUUAAUGAUUCUCAGAAAAUUCAAGCCAAGGAGAAACCUCAUGUAUGUGAUGUCUGUGGAAAAACUUUCAGUUGGAGAUCACGGCUUAUUCAGCAUCAAAGAAUCCACACUGGAGUGAAACCCUUUGAAUGUGAAGAGUGUGGAAAAUUCUUCAGUGAGAAAGCAUACCUUAUCCAACAUCAGAGAAUUCACACUGGGGAGAAACCCUAUAUAUGUAGUGACUGUGGGAAAGCCUUUAGUUAUAGAGCGCAGCUUUUUCUACAUCGAAGAAUCCACACUGGGGAAAAGCCCUAUAAAUGUAAUGAAUGUGAGAAAGCCUUCAUUCAGCGCUCAAGGCUUAUUCAACAUCAGGGAAUACACACUGGAGAAAAACCCUUUGGGUGCAGUCAAUGUAAUAAAUAUUUUAGAUAUCGCUCAAAUCUUUUUAAACAUCAAAGAAUCCAUACAGGAACAAAACCCUACGAGUGCGAUGAAUGUGGGAAAGCCUUUAGACAGAGCUCACGGCUUAUUCAACAUCAGGGAGUCCACACAGGAGAAAAGCCCUAUGAAUGUAAUCAGUGUAAUAAAUGUUUUAGUUAUCGCUCAAAUCUUUUUAAACAUCAAAGAAUCCACAGUGGAGAGAAACCAUAUGAAUGUGAUAAAUGUGGUAAAGCCUUUCGACAGUCUUUUGAUCUUAAUAGACACAGGAAAAUCCACACUGGGGAGAAACCCUUUGAAUGUGAUGCAUGUAAGAAAAGCUUUAGUAGGAAUUCGCACCUUAUUCGACAUCUCAGAAUCCAUGCUGGAGAAAAACCCACUGAUGCAGUGAAUGGCAUGUAAAAUUUUAUUGGUUCUUUAUUCAGUCUCUGCAGAUUAAUGCAAGGAAGAAAAACUGAAAUAACUGAAAUGGGAAACCUUUCAUUGUAAGGUAUUUACCUAAUUCAGCAUUUGAGAAUCCAGAAAGAAAAAAAAUUCUGAGCAUGAUAUCAUUCCUGCCUUGCUUCUUUAGUCGAUCACUUGUCCUUGAUACCUGUCAGCUUUGGGUAUUAAAUAGUGGUGCACCUUUGAGGCUAAGGGCAAGGAGAAGGGACCCAUAAGCAGAAUAGCUCCUUGAGCUGUGCCCUAUGUAUAUCCAUUUGGGGGCCAUCUCCAGGCCUGAUCUUGCCACUGGACCCAGAUGGCUCCAGAGAAGAAGGUGAGGCUG